Messenger RNA from Suillus subaureus, 865 nucleotides. RefSeq lists its product as uncharacterized. The coding region runs from base 28 to 687 and encodes 219 amino acids. Lineage: Eukaryota; Fungi; Basidiomycota; Agaricomycetes; Boletales; Suillaceae. The transcript has 7 exons. The record is from RefSeq and is a predicted model, not a curated record.
CUUGCCUUUUCCUUCACACCUAGCACAAUGGCCAGUAGGAAGUCCACAAAACUGCGUGUACCGCAUUCUCAAGAUGAUUGCGAGCUGGUUGGGAUUUUGGAACAACUGGCACCUAAAGAGUCCACGCAGGGCAGAAAGAUUGCCCUGAUUCUCCACGGGACUAUGGGGCAUAAAGACUACUUGUUCCAAAAGCGUCUUGCACUACGGUUUCCGAUGGACUCAUUCAGAUUUGAUUUCCGCGGCAAUCACGAAAGUGGUGGCCAACGGACACAAGGUGGAUUUGCGAAGGACGUCGAGGACCUCGUGACGGUCGUUUCUUACCUCGGCGAUACGUAUGGGUACGAGAUUGAUGUAGUGGUGGGCCAUUCUCGUGGUUCUGUGGUGGGGAUGUAUUGGCUAUGCACGUCAGAAGAAGGCAAACGUGCUCGUGCUAUGGUCAAUGUGUCAGGCCGUUACCGAAUGCAUCGAAUUUACGACGUUGCCGAGGCCUACAAAGAGCAGUGGGACGCCAAGGGUUACUACGAGCGGACCGUGACAGUUGCUCGACAAGCAGUUGUGGAAAGGAUCUAUCCACGCGAUCUAGAGGAGUUUUCUCAGUGGAAUACCGCGAUUGUUUGGGAUAAAUUUCCUGAUCAAAUCCAUGUUCUGACAAUGCAUGGUCUCGUCGAUAAGACAGUUCCUACGUGAGUGUUUGUGAACUGAUAGCGAAUGACAGGGAAAAAAAUUCCCAUUGCAUCAGAUAUGAUGCAGUUAUUUACUCUCGGGCACUUGGUGCCAGAACGCCUGGAACCCACAGCCUCCAUUUAAUAGAGGAGGCCGAUCACAAUUUUACAAAUCGCCAAGACGAGGUUGUAGACUGCAUCCU